Molecule: messenger RNA, 828 nt
Organism: Apiotrichum porosum
Lineage: Eukaryota; Fungi; Basidiomycota; Tremellomycetes; Trichosporonales; Trichosporonaceae
Exons: 6
Coding region: 1-828 (275 amino acids)
Source: RefSeq, a predicted model, not a curated record
AUGCAUCCCCUCCUCGUCGCUGCGUUCACCCAAGGCGGCAUCGACGCGUCCACAGUGACGCUGAGGGGCAACAUUGCCAAGGCGACAGCCUCGCUACCAGAAUCGUCAUCACCAUCGUCGUCUUCGUCCUCCUCUGAAACCUACUAUGCCAAAACGGCGCACACGGCUACAGACAUUGCGCACAUGUGCGGCGAGGCGGCCAGCCUGCGUGCCAUGAGCCUCACUGCGCCGCCGGGCCUCGUGCCGCGCGUGAUGCACAGCGUUCCUGUGCCACCCACAGGUCUUCCCGAGACCAUCGACAGUGACCAUGACCCCGCCAGCGCCAGUGCUGGCGACAUGCCGACAGCCAUGGCUGGACUCGAGUACACGGGCAAAUACGGCUUUGCGGUCCCCACACACUGUGGUGCCAAUGAGCAAGACAACCGAUGGGAGGAGAGCUGGGAGGUCUUCUUCCGUGACCGCCGCCUGGGACAUAUCGUACACUUGCUCAACGACAAGCGCGUCGGCACGGCAUGGGAGGAGAUGAAGGAGCGGUGGGUCGAACGCGACGCGAGUGACGGCGUGCCGGUCAUCUACGAUCCGGCGAGUUACUAUGGACACGCUGAGGCUGAUCUCGGUAUCACCCACAUGUUCGGCGGCUUCUCACCCGCGUUCUACGAAGCGUACCACUCGGUCCAUCCCCGAUCCCAGCCGUAUUAUGAGCAGCGGCAGACAUUGUAUGAGCUGUACCACCACUUGAAUCACGCUGUCCUCUUUGGCGGGGGAUCGUAUACGUCGUCGGCGUUGAGGAUGAUGCGUCAACUUGUAGCCUGGGCCGAGGAGCAAUAA